AUCCUUCUAGCUUCGAUCUCUAUAUACCUCUGUAUGUGAGUGAGGCCAAUGAGAGCCCUCGUAGUCGUAAGUUUCGCUUCGGCGUGCUUGCUGCUGCUGUUGCAGCUCGCAGGAGCGUCGCAUGUCGUCUACAACUACAAGGACCUCGAAGCCGAGGCUGCUGCGGCGACGGACCAGGUGCCGCCGUCCAUCGUCAACCCCCUGCUCAGGACGGGGUACCACUUCCAGCCCCCCAAGAACUGGAUCAAUGAUCCCAACGCGCCCAUGUACUACAAGGGGUGGUACCAUUUCUUCUACCAAUACAAUCCCAAGGGCGCCGUAUGGGGCAACAUCGUGUGGGCGCACUCGGUGUCGCGAGACCUCAUCAACUGGGUGGCGCUAGAGCCGGCGCUCAGACCAAGCAUCCCGGGCGACAGGUACGGCUGCUGGUCCGGGUCGGCGACGGUGCUGCCCGACGGCGGCGGCCCGGUGAUCAUGUACACGGGCGUGGACCACCCGGACAUCAACUACCAGGUCCAGAACGUGGCGUACCCGAAGAACGUGUCGGACCCGCUGCUCCGGGAGUGGGUGAAGCCCUCGCACAACCCCGUCAUCGUCCCCGAGGGCGGCAUCAACGCGACGCAGUUCCGCGACCCGACCACGGCCUGGCGCGGCCCCGGCCCCGAGCAGUGGCGGCUGCUCGUGGGCAGCGCGGCGGGGUCGUCGCCCCGCGGCGUGGCGUACGUGUACCGCAGCCGCGACUUCCGGCGGUGGAGGCGGGUGCGGCGGCCGCUGCACUCGGCGGCCACGGGGAUGUGGGAGUGCCCCGACUUCUACCCGGUGAGCAAGGGCGGCGCGCCGCGCGCGGGGCUCGAGACGUCCGUGCCGCCCGGCCCAAGGGUGAAGCACGUGCUCAAGAACAGCCUCGACCUCCGGCGGUACGACUACUACACCGUGGGCACGUACCACCCGAGGGCCGAGCGGUACGUGCCGGACGACCCCGCCGGCGACGAGCACCGCCUGCGCUACGACUACGGCAACUUCUACGCGUCCAAGACGUUCUACGACCCGGCCAAGCGGCGCCGCAUCCUGUGGGGCUGGGCUAACGAGUCCGACUCCGCCGCCGACGAUGUGGCCAAAGGCUGGGCUGGAAUCCAGGCGAUUCCAAGGACGGUGUGGCUGGACCCCAGCGGGAAGCAGCUGCUGCAGUGGCCUAUCGAGGAGGUGGAGGCGCUGAGAGAAAAGUCGGUCACUCUCAAGAACAGGUUAAUCAAGGCAGGACAUCACGUCGAGGUGACCGGGAUACAAACGGCACAGGCUGACGUGGAGGUGAGCUUCGAGGUGUCGCCGGCGGCCCUGGCCGGUGCCGAGACGCUGGACCCGGCGCUGGCCUACGACGCGGAGAAGCUGUGCGGCGUGAAGCGCGCGGACGUGAGGGGCGGCGUGGGGCCGUUCGGGCUGUGGGUGCUGGCCUCCGCCAACCGCAAGGAGAGAACCGCCGUGUUCUUCAGGGUGUUCAAGCCCGCCGCCGGCAGCGACAAGCCCGUGGUGCUCAUGUGCACCGACCCUACCAAGUCGUCCCUGAACCCGAACCUGUACCGCCCGACAUUUGCAGGAUUUGUCGACACGGACAUCUCGAACGGCAAGAUAUCCCUGAGAAGCCUGAUCGACCGGUCGGUCGUUGAGAGCUUCGGAGCCGGGGGCAAGACCUGCAUCCUCUCCAGGGUCUACCCGUCGCUGGCCAUCGGCAAGGACGCUCGCCUCUACGUGUUCAACAACGGGAGGGCGCACGUCAAGGUGUCCCGUCUCACCGCGUGGGAGAUGAAGAAGCCGGUCAUGAACGGGGCCUGAAGAUCUUGAAUAAAUAUAUCACCCAUGCAUGACAUAGUGGCGCCUGAGGAAUCUUUCCUUUUUUUAAAAAACAUAUUUUAGAUGUCGUUUAUUAAGAGUUGAUUGUCCAUACUAAAGGGCGCCCCGUUAUAUGUUACAAUGGUACCAGCUGCACUUCUAGUAACAAAGACAAAUUGACUAUUUGUUGUUCA
Zea mays is the source of this 2021-nucleotide messenger RNA. RefSeq names its product miniature seed 1. Gene Ontology annotation, molecular function: hydrolase activity, hydrolyzing O-glycosyl compounds. The coding region runs from base 49 to 1830 and encodes 593 amino acids. The transcript is spliced from 7 exons. Gene Ontology annotation, biological process: carbohydrate metabolic process. Lineage: Eukaryota; Viridiplantae; Streptophyta; Magnoliopsida; Poales; Poaceae. The record is from RefSeq and is marked validated.